AUGGAAACCAGAAAAGGUCUUCUCACUAAACUCGGAGCCUUCUCCGCUGUGGCUAUUGGUCUCACUGUAGUGGGCAAAAAACACAUCGCUUCUCAUAAAGAGGACAGACACAGAUUGGAGAGCGAUGCCUCUGUUGAUCAUGAAGAAGAUGAGUUUGCUGAACAAACUGCCAGGCCAGGUUUUCCAACCAAUAAUCCAAAUUUGAAUUACGAAGGUGCUGGUCGUGAAUCCAAAUACGUGGGCUCUGGACUUGCGUAUUCCACAAGAACUCCCGGUGAUCGCUUGAGUAUGUGGAAUGUUAUUUCAAAGAAAAUCAAGAAAGAUGAUUAA
Messenger RNA from Sungouiella intermedia, 330 nucleotides. Lineage: Eukaryota; Fungi; Ascomycota; Pichiomycetes; Serinales; Metschnikowiaceae. The record is from the annotation of a GenBank genome assembly.